GCCAGUGCCGAUGAACUUUAGUCUGGAUUCCUUUUUGUUCUUGCUUCUUAAAUAUUCCGCUUUUCCUUUUCAGGUCCAAGGAGGUGGAACUUGGAUUCAUCCCGAUGAGGAAUUGAAGGCGCGGUCCAACGACAUUUCUCGAUUGUGUAAUGGAUUAAGGACGAGGGGGCCAGAGCAGCGCACAUGCAAUGUUGUCGCUUGAUUGCGCAGCAGCACCAGAAAGACUACAAUUCGGACUUUUUGGUUUUAGGACUGCGGGGGCGCUGCAGUCUAAGCAGAUAUGAAGAACGCGUCCCUUAGACUUCCCUAUGGCCUGCCUCCAUUUCGCCUUUCUCCAGAAAGUGCGGAUUCGAUCGACAGUAUCGGAUCCGUUCUUUUGCAUGACGGCGCAAUUCUCGAUGAUCACACGGACCUUAUAAGAGCGAUGAUGCUGCGUACUGUCUCUACCAUCAUCGUGGUCAAUACGUACUCAGAUGCUCUGCAGAAUUUGCUGGAGUUUCGAUUAUUCACGAGCGUGUGAGACAUGACUUUGUCGGGAAGAAGUACAUCGUCGUGCAUCUGAAUCAAGAAUUUUAGAAAUAGGUGAAGUUAUCUGUGGACGAAUGGAGCUGCCCGAGGGAGAGCAGGAUGAUAACCCAUUGUUCCAGCCUCUUCAAAUGGGGCCGGCCCUUCUUUUCCACAGGAUUGUCUUGGCUCCUCUUACAAGAAGUCGAUCUUAUGGAGGAUUUGCCCAACCACAUGCUGCUCUGUACUAUGGACAACGUACCACUUCAGGAGGUCUUCUAAUUACUGAAGCGACCGGCAUCAGUCUAACAGCGGACGGAGUGCCCAACACACCUUCUUGCUACACUGAUGAACACGUUGCUGCUUGGAGGCCCGUCGUGAAGGCGGUUCACGACAAGGGUGGAAUAUUUUUCGUCCAGUUGUGGCACGUUGGAAGACAAAGUCACACAGCUUAUCAACCGAAUGGAACUCCACCUGCAUCUCCCACCAGCAAGAGACUGGAGACGGGAAUGAUCACUUUGCCCGAUGGCAAAACUCGGGCACCAUUCUCUCAACCAAGAAAACUCGAGACACACGAGAUCUCCUCGCUCGUUCAAGAUUUCGUGACUGCAGCUAAACAAGCCAGGGCUGCAGGAUUUGAUGGUGUGGAAAUCCAUGCUGCAAAUGGCUAUCUUCUAGAUCAGUUCAUGAAGGAUAGCAUCAACGACAGGACUGAUCAAUAUGGAGGAUCAAUCGAGAACAGGUGCAGGUUCCCUCUGGAAGUUGUUGAUGCGGUGAUCGAUGCAAUCGGAGCCGAAAGAGUGGGAUUCCGACUAUCUCCACAUGCCGAUUAUGGUGACUCACGAGACUCUCAACCCAUGGCUUUGGCGGCAUACAUGGCUGAGCAAUUGAGCAAGCGCAGUGUUGUGUAUGCACACUAUCUGGAGCCUCGUAAUAAAGAUGCAGGAGAGCAUGAAAGCUCGGUACCAAGUGUAUGGCCAUUCAGAAAAAAGUUCAAGGGUGUUCUGAUAGCCACUGGAGGUUACGGCAGGAAGGAAGGAAUGAAAGCUGUAAAUAAUGGAAAAGCUGAUUGCAUCGGUUAUGGUCGUCAUUUCUUAGCCAAUCCUGACUUACCCAAACGAAUCAGGCUCAACGCAGCUCUUAACAAGGCUAAUCCUGCAACUUACUCCAUUCCAGAUCCAGUUGUGGGCUACACUGAUUAUCCUUCUCUCGAGGAAGAGAUGUGAUUUCAUUUAUUGGUUACAAUUGGUCCUUGGGUGCUCCUUGAACAUAAACCUCGUUUUUGCAACGAAAAAGAAAAGUCUUUGGCACUACUACCAGCUGUAUCACUCAGACGAUCAGAUUAAACCUCGGUGUGGUCACACUGCUAGUAAAUUAAAUAUUAUCGGAAAUUUGCUUGGGCCAGUGGUGGGACACUGAAGUUUCACUAGCUGUCGAUUAUGUCGUAGUACGUAAAGAGUCGCCUUUUAGCAUUUUGUGUCGAGGGAUUGUAAAACAUGUACAUCUUGAACUGCUCCGUGUUUUCAAAAUGAUCA
Messenger RNA from Marchantia polymorpha subsp. ruderalis, 2039 nucleotides. NCBI's taxonomy places the organism in Eukaryota, Viridiplantae, Streptophyta, Marchantiopsida, Marchantiales, Marchantiaceae. The record is from the annotation of a GenBank genome assembly.